GAUUUAAGAACUUUCUAUUUAAGAAUAAAAUAUUCCUUUUUUGAUAAUAAUAUGAUUGGCGCUAUAUUCUAUUUUAUGAUAGAUCGAAGAGUAAUAGCACGAGGUCUAGAAAGCUGUUUUGUGGAUGUAAUUUUUAAGAGAAAAUUCUCUCCGUGUAUAAGUCUGUAAAUACAAAAGUACUUUUUAAUGUUUCUUUACAAAAAUACAAUAAUACACUUCCAUAUAAUGUUGCAUUAAUUGAUAAGAUUUAAUUUCUUUGUUAUGUACAAAUCUUUUAAAUAAAUAAUUAUGAUUUCAUUUUUUUCUCGUUGUCACUGCAACUACGAGAAUACAAACUUGAUAUUAAGUUUUUUGCAGAUCACAUUUCAUGUCAAUUUGAUUUUAUGUAAAUUAUAAAAUUUACGACACAAAAUUUGCGACGAAUUACGCAACUUUUACAAGAAUAUUUCACACAACAAAAAUUAUUUCUUACAAUGAUGAAUCAGAUCGAAGUAUCUGCGCCAGGCAGAUUAAGUUUAUUCGGUGAACAUACAGUAAAGUAUGGUAGAAAUGGCGUAAUAGCUGCCAUAGAUUUACGUACCACGUUACAAUUUGAAGAACUACCAUGUUUAGAAGGUGCCAUCAAUAUAGACUUUCCGCAAAUCAAUUUAUCUCGCCAUGUACUUUUAGAAACGUUUCUAAACUUCUACAAUGAGUGCGCCAGCAACAUGGCGCAUCUACGUGAAAAAGUCCUACAAUUCUCAAACGAUACACAGUAUAAUACACCCGUCGAGAACACAAUUCUGCAAAUCUUCUAUUAUCUGCUCGUUUAUAUCAUCUGCAAAACAAAGCUCGAAAUAAAACCUUUCGCUAUACUUAUAUCCACGAGAUUAGUGACAAACCAGCAGGAAUUCUUCUGUCCGAUAUCAUACACAGUAUGUCUAGCGGCAUGCUUGUUACAGUGGUCACAUAUGCAGAAGAAUAAUGACACUUCUCCGGCCGCUUUUCAAAUUAAUCUAUAUGCUGAACGCUGCCUGCGUGACAUUUCCUCCGAAUUUGACGCAACCGCCGCGAGUGUGUGCACAUAUGGCACAAUAAUGAAAUUUAAUCAGAUAAGAAAAGAAAUUGAACAAUUGUUUCCCCCGUUUGAACUUACUAGAAUAAAAAUUUUAGUAGUUGAUUUAAAGAAAACGCAAGAUCUAGAAGGUCACGCGCACCAAUUGGCACAGUUAAUAAAGUGUUCUCCUGAAAAAACUAAUGUGUUGUUCGACAAGAUUAACGAUGUAACAAACUCUGCUUUUGAUGCAUUCCAAAGACUUUCCGAUAUUCAUAACGACGAGAAACUCGUGCUCGACACAAGAAUUAAAGACGUUUUAAUACAACAUGAAAAAAUAAUGGACUACAUUUCCCAGCAUAAUUUGUUGUUUGAAAAGUUAGUACUAACGUUAAGAAUAAAUAACUAUUUUGAUGAAGUUUGCGCUGUAGCUAAAAAGUUCGGAUGCUACGGAAAAUAUACAAACGUUGAUAAUGGUACAUAUGCAUACAUUUUGUGUCCAAAUGCAUCAAACACACAAAUUUCAAUUCUCUCGAAUAUAUUGAGGUCGUACGGUUAUAAUAUCAAGGAAACAAAUUUGGCUCGCAGUGGAGUAAACAUUCAAGUGAUCUAAAAUCACGAUCUUAAUAUAUUAUAGAUGACUAAAUACAAAUAGUAUACAAAAACAAAUAAUACACGAAAAAUAUAAGAAAUAAUUGUCUAUAUUUAAGUAUAAAUGAUAUAAAUUGUCUAUAUUAAAUAUAAAUAAUAAAAUCGUAAUCUUGCAUGUUGUGAAUAGUCA
This is a messenger RNA of Monomorium pharaonis (pharaoh ant), 1814 nucleotides long. Its product is annotated as mevalonate kinase-like. NCBI's taxonomy places the organism in Eukaryota, Metazoa, Arthropoda, Insecta, Hymenoptera, Formicidae. Bases 474 to 1646 code for a protein of 390 amino acids. Gene Ontology annotation, cellular component: cytoplasm. The record is from RefSeq and is a predicted model, not a curated record. Gene Ontology annotation, biological process: isoprenoid biosynthetic process; cholesterol biosynthetic process. Gene Ontology annotation, molecular function: mevalonate kinase activity; ATP binding. The transcript has 2 exons.